Molecule: messenger RNA, 839 nt
Organism: Syzygium oleosum
Lineage: Eukaryota; Viridiplantae; Streptophyta; Magnoliopsida; Myrtales; Myrtaceae
Product: uclacyanin 1-like
Exons: 2
Coding region: 1-777 (258 amino acids)
Cellular component (GO): plasma membrane
Molecular function (GO): electron transfer activity
Source: RefSeq, a predicted model, not a curated record
AUGGCAACUCUCAGAUCAUUGACUUGCUUUGUUCUAGCGGCAUUGUUAAUAGAAGUAGCCGCGGCAGUUAGCUACACGGUCGGAGGGAGCGGCGGGUGGGACACGAGUACUGAUUUCCAGACUUGGGCAUCAUCUCAGAAGUUCAUGGUAGGAGAUACUCUGGUCUUUCAGUACACACCAAUCCAUGAUGUAACCGAAGUCACCAAGGCAGACUAUGACUCUUGCCAAGCAACCAGCCCAAUCAAAACAAGCACUGGUGGCUCCACCACUGUUUCACUCACAUCUCCGGGCAAGAGAUACUUCAUUUGCGCUACCCCAGGACACUGCGCCGCAGGAAUGAAGCUCGAAGUAGACACCCUCGCAGCCACUUCAUCCCCGCCACCAGCCAUUCCCGCCACCCCUCCACCCGCAUCUCCCGCCACCCCACCACGGAGAUCCCAAGCUGCUUCCCCGCCGUCAAAAUCUCCACCUGCAUCUCCCGCCACCCCACCACCGAGAUCCCCAGCUGCUUCCCCGCCGUCAAAAUCUCCAGCAGCCUCUCCUCCAGCAAAAUCUCCAGCUAGUCCUCCACGUUCUGCUCUGUCUCCUACAACACCCGAAUCCUCACCGGCAAUGGCUCCUACAACACCCGAAUCCUCACCAGCAACGACGCCAGGAUUAGCUCCUCCAAGCGAAACUGGUGCGGAAUCGGCAAAGUCAUUGGCCAAUAGAGGAAGUUUGACUUUUACUUGGGCCAUGGGAGUAUGCUUCGGAGUCGCGAGCCUUCUGGCUGUGUAAGGAGCUAAACAUUCUUUUGUGAUUCUGUUAGAUCUCUGUAUUUGAUAAUUUUUUUUGUAUCU